GAAGCGGAAGUGGCGUUUGACGGGCGGGGGGACCGGCGCCAUCGCCAUCAUGGUGGGCAGAGGGGCCUGCCGCGUACCGGACCGGUGGACUGACUAUCUCCCGCUGGGCAGGAGGAUGCCGGGCACCCGCUUCAUUGCCUUCAAGGUCCCCCUGAAGCAGAGCUUUGAUCAGAACCUUCAUCCAGAGGAGAGAUUUUCCCCUCGUGACCUCAUUAAGAAAAUCAAAGAGCAGAAGGAAGAGCUGGGCUUGAUCAUCGACCUGACGUACACAACUCGCUACUACGGGCCAGAGGUCAGUCUUGGUCUUACUGUCAGGGGAGUGAAGCUCUGUGUAAGCCCUGAUAUUGCUGAUAAAGUGGAAGACGUUUCUUGCAAGAAGGAGCUCCCAGCCACACUCUGCUACUCAAAGAUCUUGACAAUGGGACAUGAAAUACCAAACAGGCACACCAUUUUUCAAUUCAAAUGCGUUGUAAAAAAGUUUUUGAGAGACAACAAAGACAAUGAUAAACUCAUCGGAGUUCAUUGCACGCAUGGCUUGAACAGAACUGGCUACCUGGUUUGUAGGUACCUGAUUGAUGUUGAAGGAAUGGACCCAAAUACUGCAAUAGAGUUGUUCAACAGAGCUCGAGGGCAUCCUAUAGAGAGAACCAACUAUAUCCAAGAUCUUCGGAAAAGAUCUGUAAAAAAGAACUGCGGACUAAAGAAUUUGGGUUCGGGCCCCUUCAAAGAAAAAGCCGGCGCUACACCAAACACUAAAAAGCAGAUGGCCAAACAUCAUCCGCAUCAGUCGAACCAAUCCCCCUUAGCGGUACCCAGGCUCCUCCCGUCUCAGCAGGGAUGGCAGGGGAACAGUGAAUGCAGAAACUCCAGCAGUGCCAAGAAGAACCGCAGGCGAGGCGCCAAGGCGCAGGCACAACACCAGGAGCUGGCACGCGAGCACGGAGCGACGGAGCAAAGGCAGCCACGCAGUUUGGCAGUGAGGAACUGUUGGGUUUCAUUGCCCACUGAGGAGCGGCACAAUGGACUGUCCUUUCCCGCCCAGAGCUCCCACCUUUGCCCAUCCCAGGAAACGCGAGCAGCCAGGAGACGCAGGCGCCGACAUAGGAAACCUGUUGUGACGGCAUAGGGAACGUUGUACGCAACAGAAACCUGUCCAGGGCUGCGUCUUCACCCCGGAGGAGCUCUGAGAUGUGUCUCACUGCUUGAACGAGCGGCUUUGCCGUAACUUCCACCGGCAGUUGGGAACUGCAAAUGCAGAUGUUCUUAAUCUUAACACAGCUCUUUUUUUUAAAAAUUUUUUCCUCCCCACCCUGUCCUGUCCUUGAUACUUUUACAAACCUCACAGAAAUUUUUUAAUCUUAUGUCAUAGCGGAGUCAUAGCUCCGCUCCUUGAGGGAUGCGGAGAAUAAAUGUGGACCCAAACGCAGCUGGAAUAAUCCUAAAGAAACAUCCUCUGGAGCGACCCUUUAACCUUCAACAAAAAGGGCUUUUCCUUGAUUUCCUCAAUACAUAACAAGAAAUAAGAUUCGGCCUGAAACUAGG
This is a messenger RNA of Haliaeetus leucocephalus (bald eagle), 1542 nucleotides long. It is a transcript of the gene DUSP11, whose product is annotated as dual specificity phosphatase 11 (RNA/RNP complex 1-interacting). NCBI's taxonomy places the organism in Eukaryota, Metazoa, Chordata, Aves, Accipitriformes, Accipitridae. The transcript has 10 exons. The coding region runs from base 50 to 1126 and encodes 358 amino acids. Gene Ontology annotation, molecular function: protein tyrosine/serine/threonine phosphatase activity; polynucleotide 5'-phosphatase activity. The record is from RefSeq and is a predicted model, not a curated record. Gene Ontology annotation, biological process: protein dephosphorylation.